AUGUCUCUCGGUAUCCAAAGCCUCUUGUGGCUAGCUACCACAUCCGGCUGCAUAUUUCUUGCUUCUGCUGCUAUUAUCUACUUCACUACGGCCUUAUAUAGAUUGACACUUCACCCGCUGGCACACUUUCCUGGGCCCAAACUUGCAGCAUGUAGUCAGCUCUGGAUUGUUCAUUACUACGCGAGCGGCAGACUUCCAUACAAACUGCAGGCAUUACACAAGGAAUAUGGCGACAUAGUUAGAACAGGGCCGAAUGAGCUAAUAUUUAUGAAUGCAGAGGCCUUUCGUGUCAUCUAUGGCCGCCCGAGCAGUGGUCGUCCCCCAUUUCCCAAGGUCGCAUUGUACCACGAUAGGCGCUCUACGCAUUCCAACAUAGUUACGGUCAGAGAUCUAGAGGAACAUAGCAAGCUACGGAAACAGUACUCACCUGCAUUCCAGCUUAACGCCCUUGCUGACAACGAAAUAGUCGUUCUCAAGAACGUCGAUUCUUUUGCAAAAAGCUAA
This is a messenger RNA of Metarhizium robertsii ARSEF 23, 504 nucleotides long. RefSeq lists its product as uncharacterized. The transcript has 3 exons. NCBI's taxonomy places the organism in Eukaryota, Fungi, Ascomycota, Sordariomycetes, Hypocreales, Clavicipitaceae. Gene Ontology annotation, molecular function: oxidoreductase activity, acting on paired donors, with incorporation or reduction of molecular oxygen; monooxygenase activity; heme binding. Bases 1 to 504 code for a protein of 167 amino acids. The record is from RefSeq and is a predicted model, not a curated record.